UCGCCCUGGCGACGGUUUCCCAGCUCCGUGCUGCAGCCCGGCAGGCCGUCCCACGCCUGGGUCAAGAAGCCCUGGCCAUGGCCAGGUCGACCGGGCUGUCCUUUUCUGUGGGCGACGGGGCGCCUGAAACGGAGAAGAGCUCAGGGGAGCCCGAGAACACCUACAUUCUGCGACCCAGUUUCCAGCAAAGGUUCAGACCCUCUGUGGUUAAAGACUGUAUCCAUGCGCUGCUCAAGGAGGAACUGGCAAGUGUGGAGUAUUUUCCAGAAGAAAUGCCUCAGCUCACAAAACAGUUAUCAGAAACCAUUAAGGAUAAAUUAAAAGAAAUGGGAUUUGACCGAUAUAAAAUGGUGGUGCAAGUAGUGAUUGGCGAACAAAGAGGUGAAGGAGUAUUCAUGGCUGCUCGCUGCUUCUGGGAUGCUGACACGGACAACUACAUUCAUGAUGUUUUCAUGAAUGACAGUUUAUUCUGUGUUGUUGCGGCAUUUGGCUGUUUCUACUAUUGAAUCCUUGAAAAGCUGGGAAAAGAUACGACCAUGAAGAAAUAUGAACCUUUUUCUGUUGUUCAAUAUCUUGACGAAAUAAAGAUAAGCUGGCAGUCUG
Loxodonta africana (African savanna elephant) is the source of this 603-nucleotide messenger RNA. RefSeq names its product dynein light chain Tctex-type 2B (gene DYNLT2B). Gene Ontology annotation, molecular function: dynein intermediate chain binding. Gene Ontology annotation, biological process: microtubule-based movement. NCBI's taxonomy places the organism in Eukaryota, Metazoa, Chordata, Mammalia, Proboscidea, Elephantidae. The transcript has 5 exons. The record is from RefSeq and is a predicted model, not a curated record. Gene Ontology annotation, cellular component: cytoplasm; cytoplasmic dynein complex. The coding region runs from base 78 to 506 and encodes 142 amino acids.